This is a messenger RNA of Gadus morhua (Atlantic cod), 1678 nucleotides long. RefSeq names its product thyroxine 5-deiodinase-like. The record is from RefSeq and is a predicted model, not a curated record. The transcript has a single exon. Gene Ontology annotation, biological process: thyroid hormone metabolic process. Gene Ontology annotation, molecular function: thyroxine 5'-deiodinase activity. NCBI's taxonomy places the organism in Eukaryota, Metazoa, Chordata, Actinopteri, Gadiformes, Gadidae.
GAGAGAGAGAGAGAGAGAGAGAGAGAGAGAGAGAGAGAGAGAGAGAGAGAGAGAGAGAGAGAGAGAGAGAGAGAGAGAGAGAGAGAGAGAGAGAGAUGCAUGUAGUGUCCGGCGGCAGUGUCCAAAUGGCGCUGGCGCUGAAGCACGCCGCGCUGUGCCUGAUGCUGCUGCCGCGCUUCCUGCUGGCCGCAGUCAUGCUGUGGAUCUUGGAUUUCCUGUGCAUCCGCAAAAAAGUGCUGCUGAGGAUGGGCCAGGGUGAGGGCGGCCCGGACGACCCGCCGGUGUGCGUCUCGGACUCCAACAAGAUGUUCACCCUGGAGUCGCUGCGCGCCGUGUGGUACGGGCAGAAACUGGACUUUUUCAAAGCGGCGCACGUUGGCCACAGCGCGCCCAACACCGAGGUGGUGGCGGUGCAGGACCGCCAGACCCUGCGCAUCCUGGACUGCAUGCGGGGCAAGAGGCCGCUCAUUCUGAACUUUGGCAGCUGCUCCUGACCGCCGUUCAUGACGCGCCUGGCCGCGUUCCGGCGCGUGGCGAGCCAGUACGCGGACAUCGCGGACUCGCUGCUCGUGUACAUCGAGGAGGCGCAUCCGUCCGACGGCUGGGUGAGCUCCGACGCGCCGUACCAGAUCCCCAAGCACCGCUGCAUCGAGGACCGGCUCCGCGCGGCGCAGCUGAUGCUGUCCGAGGUGCCGGGCAGCCAGGUGGUGAUCGAUACCAUGGACAACUCGUCCAACGCGGCGUACGGCGCCUACUUUGAGAGACUUUACAUCUUGAGGGACCAGCGUGUGGUCUACCAGGGCGGCCGGGGUCCCGAGGGGUACCGCAUAUCGGAGCUCAGAGAUUGGCUGGAGCAAUACCGGCACGAUCUCGUGAGUUCCAAAACAGCUGUGCUCCAUGUUUAGUUGGGAGGGGGGGGGGGUGAUGCUGUCUCUGUGAUCUAUAAUCUGUUAUAAAUGUCCGGUUUCAACCGUGCAAAAACCAACGUGUUCAGAUGCUGCUAAUGAUCAUGAUGAACCCCCAAGGCACAUGCAUGGCAGAUCGUUAUCUGUCCAGCUCUCCUAGGCUUCUGUGGUGUGUUUCUUUGGCUUACGACCUAUAUAUAUUGACACCAUUGUUUGUACAUAGAAGAAGACAGACAAGUUGACCCGUGCGACGUUUCCACUUCUUUCUCGGUGAACAUCCAGUUUGUGAUCACUUUAUUUUUAUACAGUAGUCUUAUACCUGUCCGUUGGUCCGUGCGUGUGCCUGUGAGCGCGCUUUCACGUGACGUGUGUGUGUGUGUGUGUGUGUGUGUGUGUGUGUGUGUGUGUGUGUGUGUGUGUGUGUGUGUGUGUGUGUGUGUGUGUGUGUGUGUGUGUGUGUGUGUGUGUGUGUGUGUGUGAGAGAGAGAAGAGUGCGUCCGUGUGUGUGCGCGCGUGUGUCGGUGUGUGUGGGUGUAUGUGAGUGUGUGUAGGCUGAUAACCUUACUCCGGUGUUCGUGUGAAGUUCAGUUUUUAAGAGGUGUAACCAGAAAACUGAUACUGAUGUUUAUGACACUAGAGUUCGGUAAUCUCAGCAGUUUUUUUACUGAUCAAUUGACAAAUGUCUGGUAAACAAUGUAUUCUUUAUGAACAAAUGUUUGCUUGUUUUUUUUUUAAAUAAAUGAAGACAAAAAUACUAACUUCAGAACAGAAAA